AAUACAGGCGCAGCGUCCCUUCACACUGUAUUUGUAUGUUCGUGUUUGUGUCUCUCUUUGACCCAAGGGAAUCAAAUCCUAGGGUUUCCUUUCCAGACAUAAGUAGAGAGACGCAAAGACAAUGGAAACCUCGGACGUUUGUCCGCCAGAGGAUGCAAUUCAAGCUCUGUUAGAAUAUCUUGUUGACCCUUUGCUACCUGUUAAAUCUGCCACCAGUGAUGUUCCAUCGAUGGCUGAACAGGAGCCUGUAGCAAAGCAGGUACAUGCUGUUGUGGUGCUUUACAAUUAUUAUCACAGAAGAAAGCAUCCUCAUCUCGAGUACAUGAGUUCAGAAGCAUUCUGCAAGAUGGCUGCUGUUUUCAGGCCUGUUCUACUUCAAUAUUUGAAGGAACCUAAUGAAAUUGAACAGUGUGAUGCUUCCCAACAAACUUCACUAGUGAAGCGGGUUAUAAUGAAUGCAUGUGGUUUGUGUACGAAUUUGGAUGUGUUGCCAGCUUCAUCAAGCAUAGAGAAGUGGCCGAUUGGAGAAGUUGUCAUUUUCUUGGUUGAUUCAGAUAGGAAAAUGUGUUACCUUCAACACAGUGAGAUCACUCAGGGUGUGUGGUCACUGAUUGAAAAAGCCGCCCACGACUCUCAUCAUAGCUUAGGAUGCCAGCUGGGCGAAGUGAAGGAUAUCGAAAUUGUUUUUGAGAAACUUGCAUUUUCAGCAGUUGAGGAAGCAACAGGUUUUAAACAAAAUGCUGUUAUGAUUGUGGAGAGACAUGUUGUGUACUCGCUGAGAAAGGAGAGGACAGCUGCCCGUUUCUACAUUAUGCGGUGCUUCUCAGAAAAUAGUGACCUCGUAACACUUCCCAUUGAGGAUGCAAUUAACAGCUUGCAAGGUCCACUACUACAGAAGAUCUCCUCCGUAUGGACAACCACCCCUGUAGUUGAAUACUUUCAUAUGCUUCCAUUUUCUGACAUUGUAGCUGAUUGGUUUUCUAGGGGAGAAGAUGAAGGGUUUGUUGAAAAGAAAGAAGCAGCAUCUAUGGCCGUUGGUGUUGGAGAGAGCAUAAGAACAGAGGAGGUAGAAGACCAAAUGACAAUGGAAGCCGCUGAUAUUGGUAAUGAAAGGCCAGAUGUGGCUUCUGGUGGCAACAAGAGAGUACAAAGACAGGAGCCUAAAGUUCAUAGAAAAACAGCAAGUUUCAGUCGUGGUAGAGGCAGAAAACAUGUUCCUUCAAAGCCAAAGGGUGGACAAUCGUGGGCAAUUGAAGUCAUUGGUUGUGGUAAUGAAAGUUCACAUGUGGUUGCUGAUGGAAACAAAAGAGUAAGCGGAGGACAGGAGGAGGCUAAAGUCCAUAGAGAAACAGUAACUUCCGAUCAUUGUAGAAGCAGAGAACAUUUUGCUUCAAAGUCAACGGGUAAUGAUCAAUCAUGCGAUGAUCUCAAUGAUCGACACUCUCCAAACCAUGGCUUUCUUAGAAACAGUCCUAACACUGUCCAGAAGGAUAGCCAUCCCGAUAGAAAGAAGAACGGUUUUGAGCUCGGGUCUGACUCAAAGGUGAUCCAACGUAGUGCUGAUCACAGAGAGAACGGAACUCAAAAGAGGAAAUCCAUUCCUGAUGAACCACAAACUGGUGCUGACAAGCUGCGUAGUGUUCAUAACCAUAAUUCCAUUGCAGUUGAUGCUCAUAACUCCAACCUAGAUCUCGACAAGUUCCAAACUGUGAUUCUUUCCAAGUCAAAGCUAUUGUCAGAAACUGCAUUGAGAGUUCUUUCGUGUAAACGUGAUAAACUGAUUCUUCAGCAGCGAAACAUUGAAGAUGAGAUUGCUAGAUGUGAUAAAAGCAUCCAUAAUAUUCUCCGAGGUGGUGAAGAUGAUUGGGAGCUGAAACUGGAAUCGAUAAUAGAGUGCUGUAAUGAUGUAUACCCAAGACGUGCAUCCAUUGAGACAACAUCUCAGCAAUCACCCGAUAACUCGGCUUGCCAAUCUUACAAAAGGCUGAAGCUUUCUGAACCUCUCCCCUGUAGGAAAAGCUCUUGUCAGAAACUUGAUGAUAUAUGUUACGAGAAUAACUGGGUUUUACCCACGUAUCGAGUAUCGUCAUCAAAGGGUGGAUUCAAAGCCGAGGCGAAACUAACGGAGAGAGAGUUGGAAUACACGACCUGUGGAGAGGAGAAACCAAAUCCAGAGGAAGCUAGGGAUUCCGCUGCGGCUUGCUUGUUGGCCAAGUUACACUCCUCACCCUCUUUGAUCCAUAAUCUUUUCAACUGAAGGGAUUAGAUGCAUCCAAGUUUUGGAUUAGCAUUAAUGACAUUAUACUUUUUUUAAUUGAUAAUGUCAUCCUGAUAUUCUAUCAAUUAUCUCAUUUUUUCAAACUCUAUCUCAUACAUGCAAAGUAAUUUUUUUUAUAAUCUUAAAUUUCAUCAGUUAUUUGUGUA
Tarenaya hassleriana is the source of this 2424-nucleotide messenger RNA. RefSeq lists its product as uncharacterized. The coding region runs from base 122 to 2257 and encodes 711 amino acids. NCBI's taxonomy places the organism in Eukaryota, Viridiplantae, Streptophyta, Magnoliopsida, Brassicales, Cleomaceae. The record is from RefSeq and is a predicted model, not a curated record. The transcript is spliced from 10 exons.